Molecule: messenger RNA, 3677 nt
Organism: Styela clava
Lineage: Eukaryota; Metazoa; Chordata; Ascidiacea; Stolidobranchia; Styelidae
Product: PDZ domain-containing protein GIPC2-like
Molecular function (GO): protein binding
Source: RefSeq, a predicted model, not a curated record
UAUUAUCUGCUUUUUUUAUAGACUGCAAGAUCUAAUUAUUAUAGUAUGAAUCCCGUUUAUUUCUAUAUUUGAUAAACAUAAUCAUUCAACAUGUUUUCUGGAUUAUUUGGGAAAAAGAAGAAAAAAAAUUUGCCUAAUAAUGGUCGGACUGAAAAUGCUUAUGAACAAACUAACAGUAACCACACCGAACAACCUCCAGAACCUAAACAAAAGCUUGUAUUCCAUACUCAGCUAGCUCAUGGAAGCCCAACCGGCAGGAUCGAAGGUUUCGCAAAUGUUCGAGAAUUAUAUGCGAGAAUUGCCACUUCAUUAUCUGUUCCAAAAGAAGAGAUAUUAUUUUGUACCCUCAAUAGUCAUAAAUGUGACAUGACGAAGUUAUUAGGAGGACAAAUUGGUUUGGAAGACUUCAUAUUUGCUCAUGUUAAAGGUCAAAAGAAAUCAGUUCAACUAACCAAAUCUGAAGCUUCACUUGGAUUAACAAUCACUGAUAAUGGUGCUGGUUAUGCUUUUAUUAAAAGAAUAAAGGAAGAAACCAUUGCUGACUCCUGUAGGACAUUAUGUGUUGGAGAUCAUAUUGAAGCGAUCGAUGAUAAAUCUUUGAUCGGUUGUCGGCAUUUUGAAGUUGCUAAAGCAUUAAAAGAUAUUCCACUUGGUGCAACAUUGACAAUGACUCUUGUUGAACCAAGAAAAGCAUUUGACAUGAUAGCUCAACGAAAAGCACCUCAGUCAACAGCAAAUAGCAAUAACGUAGGAACAGGAAAAGCUACUCUCAGAUUAAGAUCAAAAGGACCAGCUACUGUGCAAGCAAUUCCAACAGAAUCAGAAGAUAAAGCUGUUGGAAAGAUUGAUGAUUGCUUGGAAAGUUUUAUGGGAAUAAGAGAUACAGAGCUUGCAAGUACAAUAUACGAGGCUGGGAAGACAUGUUCGAAUCCCGAUCAAUUUGUUGCUUCAUUGGAAUCUCAACUUGGAGAAUUUGGAUUUCCUGAAAAUUUUAUCUUUGAUGUGUGGGGUGUUUUGAGUGAUGCAAAGAGAGGAACAUUUUGAGUAAAUAUAUCUUUGGUGGGCACAUAUUGUUCGUCUCUUUCUCUGGUUUUUGUGAGUUCUGUUUAAUCGUAGCGAAGCGUCCAGCUCAAUUAUAUUUGUGCUUGGACAUUUUUGAUUUUUUUUGGUUUGGUACAUUAUAAUUUUAUUGUUAAGUUAAAUUAACUUUUUCUGGUUGUUAUGGUAGUUGCGACACACCAUUAAAUGCAUUGAAUUUGAUUUGAAAAUUCUAAUAUUGCUUUAAGUAAAUUGCAAAAUUUGGGUGGACUACAUCAACAAAAUAUAGAUGUUGAACACCUACAGCUUGGUCGGGUGAUGCGAAAGGCUUGCGAAUUAGUUUCAACCUGUUUUUUUAUCAAAGUCUUUUAUAACAUAAAAAUAGUAUUUUUUUCAUUCGGUGCCUUUUUUUUACUUACUAUAUACUGGUAGUUAGUUUUGAAUUGACUAGUGUUUCACCAGAGCACCAUGUUAAAAAUAAUGUGAAUAAACGCAAAUUUGUUAGUAUUAAAUUAUGCUAAACUGAAUCUGUUCUUUUGUUUCAAAAUUUGGACAGGUGUAACUCCAUAAUUCUUCAUACUUUUUUCUCAGUUGCCUCACUAUUCUUGUUGAGCAACUCCCUUGAAUCGAACUAUUUUUGAAAUUUUAUAUGAUAAUUUUCAAAUUUCUUCGUUUAUAAUUAAGUUUCUGUGAUUAAUUAUUGUCUUUUUUCUCUCCAGUACAUUUUGAGAAAUCAGCAAAAAUGAUUUUUCCUAAUAUACAGCUGAUAAUGUUUUCCUUUUCUUAUUAUUUCUGUUUUAUUUAUUUUUUGAAAUCAAUUUUUAUCGUAAUACCAUGUUCCAAACAAAGUAGUGUGGACCCUUUAAAUUUGGUCAUAAUGAUCCUUGAUGAUGAUUUUCGAUCAGGUUGAAAUAGGACUUUUUAUUCAUUACAUUAUGCUUUUAACUUGCUAAAAAAAAUUUAUUGAACUGAACUUGUUUAUUGUUAAACUAAUUUCAUUUGAACUUUCGAUUCUUUCAAUUUUUCUCAAACUAGAUGAUUUUAAUCUGAAUUAUAAUGUGGGUUUUGCUUGGUUUUUCAACUCGUGGCGUGUAUGCAAAAAGUUUUUUCAUUGAAUUCGAGAACUUACAUCUAUAUGUGGGCCACUAUAUUAUAAGAACAUUGUGCUUUCUUGGAUUAUUUUGAAUGUUUUAUGAUUAACAUUCUACUUUCUCAAUUAACAUGGUACUGGUAUCAUCAUUUCAUGAAUUAAUAUUCUCACUGUACUGUAUUUUAGAAAUAUUUAUAUUCACUAAAUAUUUUAUUAUAUGGCAAUUACUUAAUAACGAUUCAUGUUCGUACUUCUGUAAAAUUCACUUAGCUUUUGAUUUUAUUGUAAUUCUUUAUUCAUUUUUAUCAUUACAACUGUCAUAAUUGUUAUACUGUUGUCGGUAAACCCGUAGUGUGUGUACCAAGUUAAGGUUAGGCCAUAAUUUUAUUCCGAUUUCCCUUAUUUUAGUUCUAUUACGAGUUCGGGGACUGUCUGUGUUAGCCAAGCGAAUACACCCCCUGCCCAUAGGUUUCAGUCUCUUUACACAACUUGAUGUAAAGUAGGCGAAUAAAAUUAGUUACCUCCAUAUUGGUACACACACUUCUGGGGAGCGCCCUUUUGUCUAUAUAUUUACAGCAAUUGACAAUCAACUAAUUCUCCGCCAAAUACAGUGAGCCCCAUUUUCAUAUUCUUGUGUACUCCAAUGUACCGUAAUCACCUUUUUAUCAAUUUUUUAGUAUUAAAUUAAAACUUGCACUUUAGAAUCACAUCGUAUGUACCGGUAUAUGGCGACCAAAUAGUCCUCUAUGGCGGAAACCAUUCGAAUGGCAAUUGGGACACUAUAUCCAUCCAAGUUUCUAAUGAAAGCGAACUUACCCAUAAAUCGAAAGUUUAUUGAAAUUAUAAAUUCAAAUUUUUAUUCAAAUACCAGAAUGAUAUUAUGUUCAUAAGAUGCUAGUGGGAUUAACUGUUCACACACAUUCUUUAAACUCCUUGGCAACUUUUAAUUUGAGAUAAUUUGCCACAAACAAUUUCCUUACCUAGUCCACACAUAAUUUACUCUUUUCAUAUCAUCCGUAUGGUACUACAUAAUGAGUCUUGCAAUGCCAUGUAAUUUUAGUGCAAUCCAAUUGAAACGUACUCAAUGAUUAUUCAUAUCUAUCUGUCCAACUUAUUUUUCAAAGUACUUUUAUGUAAUAUCAUCUGCUUUUAUUGCUAUUUUUUCAUCAUGAUUGCUAAUGAAUUUAGAAAUUUUUUUGCUUUGCGCUUGAGGUGGUUUUUAGCUGCUUAACUUUUGGUAAACAUGCUUUGAUUUGUGACCAAAACAACAUUGCAAUUGUGGAAUACUGCUUUAAAUUAUCAAUUCUUUGUGACGUUUUGAAAUGGUUUUAGCAUUGUGGCUUUAGCGUAAACAAAUGUGCUUUAUGAUAUCAUACUUGUUUUAAUAAUGGUGCAUUCAUAUCAUGUUAUAAUUCCAAUUCUCUCAUACAAGUGAAUGCAAUCCAAUUUAUUGUGUAUGCAAUAUCUUUGAGAUGGCGCAAUGGUACUUUUUUGAAUCAUUUCUACAUAAGAAGCUAAUAAUCAUUAAAUAUUCUAUUCAUGCAAAUAA